Molecule: messenger RNA, 2683 nt
Organism: Alosa sapidissima (American shad)
Lineage: Eukaryota; Metazoa; Chordata; Actinopteri; Clupeiformes; Clupeidae
Gene: chpt1
Product: choline phosphotransferase 1
Exons: 8
Coding region: 216-1376 (386 amino acids)
Biological process (GO): phospholipid biosynthetic process
Cellular component (GO): endoplasmic reticulum membrane; Golgi apparatus
Molecular function (GO): diacylglycerol cholinephosphotransferase activity
Source: RefSeq, a predicted model, not a curated record
CCGGGGCUUGAGUUUCCUGCUCUUGCCACAUUGAAGCAGUAAAGGUAGGGGACGGCAGAUGGUUCCGCUCUCCAAAAUGACUUUUCUGACAUAGUUAGCCGCAUGUGUGCGCCUCGUCUGGGUGGACACGAGGAUAUUCAACCUCCCGGGUCGUGCCUGAACCUUCUUCGCCUCCCAGGGGUCAACUUGACGGAGCCCCGCUGCGACCAGCAACAAUGCCACAUUGCCUGUGGCCGGAGCCGCUGUCACCCGCACAGCUUAGACGUCUAGAGGACCACAAAUACAGCGCCUCCGGCCGCUCCUUAUUUGAACCGCCGUGCCAAAUAUACUGGAAUUGGUUAGUCCAGCAGAUUCCGACGUGGGUUGCGCCCAACACGCUAACCAUAAUAGGACUCGUAGUGAAUAUUAUUACAACUCUUAUUUUGGUCUAUUACUGCCCAUCUGCAACCGAGGAGGCACCGUCGUGGGCCUUCAUCCUGAGUGCGUUGGGUCUGUUCAUCUACCAGUCUCUGGACGCCAUCGAUGGGAAGCAGGCCAGACGCACCAAUAGCAGCUCUGCUCUGGGCGAACUCUUCGACCAUGGCUGUGAUGCCGUCUCCACAGUGUUCGUUGCCGUGGGAACCUGCCUGUGCUGCGGGAUUGGGCGGUACCCUAAUUGGAUGUUCUUCUGUGGUUUCGUGGGCAUGUUCAUGUUCUUCUGCGCCCACUGGCAGACCUAUGUCUCCGGCACGCUACAGUUCGGCCUGGUGGAUGUGACUGAGGUGCAGAUCGCCAUCACCAUCAUGUACGUGAUGUCCGCCUUUGGUGGAGUCUCGCUCUGGCAAACCGUGUUGCCUGUGCUCGGUGUGAAGUUGUACGUCUUCCCCAUCAUUGGAAUCAUCGGAGGCUUCCUGCUCUCCAGCUACAACUACUUCCAUGUCAUCCUGAGCGGAGGCGUCGGCAAGAACGGCUCCACAGUAGCAGACACCAGUGUGCUGACCCCCGGCCUCCACAUCGGCCUCAUCCUCUCCCUGGCCUUCAUCAUCUUCAAGAAGUCCUCCAGUGCGCUCUUCGAGCUGCACCCCUGCCUGUACGUCCUCACCUUCGGGAUGGUUAUCGCCAAGAUCUCCAACAAGCUGGUGAUUGCCCACAUGACCAAGAGUGAGCUGUACCUCCCUGACACAGCCUUCAUUGGGCCAGGCCUCCUCUUCCUCAACCAGUACUUCAACAGCUUUAUCGACGAGCACAUCGUCCUGUGGGUCGCCAUGAUCCUGUCCGUGGUGGACCUGACACGCUACUGCACCGGCGUGUGCCUGCAGAUCGCCUCGCAUCUGCGCAUCCAUGUGUUCAGCAUCACAGCGCAGGCCCCGCCCAAAUCCAGAUCCAAGAGCGACUGACGAUUUGCCCGGCGGGAGGAGGCGGCGGGGAGGUGGGACGACGAUGGCUCCGCCUCCCUGCUCUUAAAAGCAGAAGAGGAGCACCAAGACCCCUCGAACCAAAACCACAACAGCCUUGACUCUGUCACCACCUCCAAUUAACCUCAACCCCUUUGUUUUGUUUUUUGCUUUGUUCUUGUUUUAAAUCUGUUUUGGUAAAGAAAAGCUAGGUUAGGACCAUUUCUCAUGAACAACCAGCAGCAAACAUGUUAAUGUUCAAGAAGUUGAACACUGGAAUAUUCUCAUUGGCUAAAAAACACAGUAUGGAGGCAGUUGCCGUCCACAAACUGUGCUGGAAUCUCGCUUAGUGAAACAUUUCAGACUUCUAGGUAUUUCUUACUUUUAAGUCGAAGUCAGUGAUAUUUUUGUUUAGUAAUUUAGUAUACGAAUAUAGCAGACAGGUUUCUUGUCUGUAUUUCUACAUAAUUAGUUAGUAUGAAAUCCAAACCACUUUUCUCCUGAAAUGAAGAAUUUACUGGUCACUGCCUUACAUGGGUUAACUCCAAUCAGCAAAAACCUGCCAAUGACACUGAAUUGUCUGUGAGCACUUGGUCGUACUCAUCUAUCUACAGUUUGUCUAUCUUAAAGAUAACUACUAUGCCUUGACACUAGCAUAGUCAGUAGAGGUACAUGCAGUAGGUAGCUACAACACUACAAAUCAGCAUCAGUUUGUUAUUUGGUCCAGGCAAAAUAGUGAAGUCAGUGGUCUGUAUCCUAGUUCACAUGAGCAGUGGUAUUAACCAGUCUUUCCAUUAUCAGCAUUUUAUUUAUUUAUUCAUUUUUUGGAAAUCUGACUGAAUCGGGUGCGAAUUGAGAAUCUCAAUGAGGUCUGGGUAUAUAUAUAUAUAAAUAAAAAAACAAUGUUUUUUUGAGGUUAAUUCCCAAAAGAAGUGGACUGGAAUGUUUGGGACUCCGUCUCCUCUGCAGAGAGAGAGAGAGGACCAGCUUCCUGUUCACUGCGUGAUCUACUGUCAAGGACUGUGAGAGAGAGGGGCGGGACCAUCCGUGUGUGCAUCUGUUGAGGACAGAGGAGGACUUCACUUUGUGGGACUUUAUGUCUAACCCCCUAACACACACACAGAAGGACAUUUUUUUUCCAGGACUUUCUGAUGUUUAAGAACGACCACCUUCAUAUACACCCUUUUGUGAGUCCCAUACUGUUUGAGGAAGCAGAAAUACACACACACACUCUCCUCCUCCUGCUUUUAAUCAUCUCCUCCCUAAAGGGCUAAUCAUUAAAAAAAUAAAGUUUUAUGUGAUUUAAUAAA